Patella vulgata (common limpet) is the source of this 3557-nucleotide messenger RNA. RefSeq lists its product as uncharacterized. NCBI's taxonomy places the organism in Eukaryota, Metazoa, Mollusca, Gastropoda, Patellidae. The record is from RefSeq and is a predicted model, not a curated record. The transcript has 4 exons. Bases 141 to 1148 code for a protein of 335 amino acids.
CAUAACAGUAGCACGUGCUAUUGUGUCAUUUGUCAUUCCUACAACAACCGUAAAUAUAUAUAUAUACAGUAGGCCAGCCACCGAUGUUUAUGGAAUUUGGUGAAUGAAAUUAUGACGAAAUCUGUAAAUUUUAUAGAUUUAUGCUGGUCGGCUUUAUCGAUGGUGUUUAUAGUUUUGUCUGUUUAGGAAAGCAAACAUUGCAUGUUGAUUGUUUUAAUAGGAAAAUGGAUUCAUUGUUGCGGUAUAUUUUAUACUUUUUACUAUUUAUUUAUCAAGUUGAGCGAGCUUAUUGUGAACAAUUUGACUGUUUUUAUGAUAUUUGUGAUACCAUAGUCCAGUACUGCAAUAAACAAGAAAAAAGGUGCAACUAUUGUUCACCACAACAAUGUAGGCUGAUAUUGGAAAAGGAUGUUCAUCACUGUGAAGAAUUUUGUAAAAAUCUUACGGCGACCACUACGUCGACGACGACAGCAGCUGCAACAACAUCACAAAAUACUCCACAAUAUUAUAAUAAUGGUGCACCACAAUGGUGGUAUAUAUUUAUAGGAGUUGUCGUUGUUGCCAUUCUUGUUGUUAGCAUCAUUAAUCUAAUAAUCAAUGUUCGCAAUAAAUACAAGAAAAAUCCAUUUGAUAAGGAAAGACGAGCCGAUGGAAAAGCUGCAGAACUAAAAGUACUUAUAGAAAGUAAAGACUCCGGGUUUGAAAAUCAAAAUGGCCGAGAACAACCAGAGAUUAUAGAACUAAAAGAUCUGUCUCCAAAUGUAGCAGCACCCAAUGGCGUACAACCAAAUGGUGUACAAUCGAAUUGCGUACAAGCGAAUGGCGUACAAUCGAAUGGUGUACAAUCGAAUGGUGUACAAGCAAAUGGCGUACAACAACCGAUUGGCGUACAAAGUCCACAUCAUGAUCAUUAUGACCAUGAUCAAUCCAAGAUGUUAGCAGGGCAUGACAAUACCUCUGUUUUUGUAAAUCCACCUCAACAAAUCAAUCGAAUUCAGCAACCAUACACAUACCCCGGUGAAGAUAAAAGUCGUCACGAAAGAAUGGAUCCAAAUGGAUUAUCUUUGCACAAUCAUGGAAGAAAAUUGGGAUAUGUACCAGUUCCCCAAACAUCUGAACGUGACCAAACAAAUCUGAAAUAUUGUUAAGAGUGUUCAGAUUAUUAUAAAAGGAACAAUCAUGGGUGCAGUACGAUGUUUUGCUCUGUUUUUUACCAUGCUAAUUAUGUCAAUAAAAAUAUUUUUACAAGUAAACAGGGGUACAACAGUAUCCCACUUAAAAACUCAUCUGUUUAAAAUUCAUUACAAAAAUUAACAAAGACCUCAUUUUUUGACAUCGUCGUCAAUCUUCAAAGAUCAAAUCACACCUUUUUAAAAUUUAUUACAAAUAUAAAGAUUUAAAAAUUUAAGCCAAUGAGCUUGUAAUUUAUUAUUAUUAUUAUAGAAUAUUGUAUGCUCUAUGAGCACAUACUUAAUGGAUUUGGUAUUAUUUUUUUAUUAUCAUGAUUAUUUUGUGAAACUGCUGUUAUGUUAUGUUAGCGUGUUAUAUGGACCGCUGUUAUGUUAGUAUGUUAUAUGGACAACUGUUAUGUUUGUGUGUUGUAUGGACAGCUGUUAUGUUAGUAUGUUAUAGGGACUGCUGUUAUGUUAGUAUGUUAUAGGGACUGCUAUGUUAAUAUGGUAUAUGGAUAACUGCUAUGUGGAUAACUGCUAUGUUAGUGAGUUAUAUGAAUUCUCUUUGUUUCUUUCGGAUCCAUUCACUUAAUCUGAUAUGUACGUUUGUUUGUGAUUUCUGCGUAUUGGGUCUUGUCGGUAGAUUUGUUUUGUGUAAUUAUGUGUGGUGCAGCCCCCUUGCACUUUCUAUUACAAGAUAUACAUGCAAUUAGCCAUCAACUAAAAAAUGAGUCUAAGUCUUGUCAAGGUAAAUAUGAUAUUAAAGUAAUUAAUAAGUUUUGCAUAGUAAUCAAUAGUAACGGGCCGACGUACUUAUCUGACAACGACUGCUUUGCAAUUCAGACUCACUUCGAGUUUAACAUCUGCAAAGUAAGGACACUCGGAAAAGGAACUCCAUUAUUGUCCAUCGUAACACUCUCCCCCACCAACACCCACCUUUCCAACAGAUCAAUUAAUAAUCGAAAUAAUUUUAUUUAUUUAUUCCAUAAAUAAUGCAUUACCCUUAUAUAUUCUGUCAUGUUCUUAGUGUCAUUAAACCAUCAGUGCAGUUUGUAUGUUCUUGGUGUCAUUAAACCAUCAGUGCAGUUUGUAUGUUCUUGGUGUCAUUAAACCUUCAGUGCAGUUUGUAUGGUGUCAUUAAACCAUCAGUGCAGUUUGUAUGUUCUUGGUGUCAUUAAACCAUCAGUGCAGUUUGUAUGUUCUUGGUGUCAUUAAACCAUCAGUGCAGUUUGUAUGUUCUUGGUGUCAUUAAACCUUCAGUGCAGUUUGUAUGUUCUUGGUGUCAUUAAACCUUCAGUGCAGUUUGUAUGGUGUCAUUAAACCAUCAGUGCAGUUUGUAUGUUUUUGGUGUCAUUAAACCAUCAGUGCAGUUUGUAUGUUCUUGGUGUCAUUAAACCAUCAGUGCAGUUUGUAUGUUCUUGGUGUCAUUAAACCUUCAGUGCAGUUUGUAUGUUUUUGGUGCCAUUAAACCAUCAGUGCAGUUUGUAUGGUGUCAUUAAACCAUCAGUGCAGUUUGUAUGUUCUUGGUGUCAUUAAACCUUCAGUGCAGUUUGUAUGUUCUUGGUGUCAUUAAACCUUCAGUGCUGUUUGUAUGUUCUUUUUAUUUAAACAAUAUUUUAUUCAUUUAAAUUUAGGAAACAUUAUAUAAUAAACACAGGAUAGGAGAACUUAAGCAUUAUCAGCUUAUAUAAAUCGUAUGUUCUCAUGUGUAUACAAUAAAUUCAUGCUCAACAAGGCCAUCCAAAAAAAACAUCAUGGUUCCAGACGAUCCUUUGAAAAAAUCUGAUGCUGGAGGGAGGUGGGGUUUAACUUUUACUUAGCAGUGGGAGGACCUGGAGAAUAUUUGACUCAUGGCAGACCUAUGAUACAAGGUGCACACGGCUAACCACCCAAAUAUGUUUAAAUGAAAUGAAAUGAAAUGGGGUUUAACGUCCUACUGUUCUGCUCCUAACCUGGGCUAAUGAAGACGGGCAUACGCCAUACAGUGUGCUAUGAGGGAAAUUUUGCCCGGACAGCAAAUAUGUUUAAAGUUUAAACAUAUUUACGGUAGUUGGCAGUAUCACAAUAUUUUGUAUUUCUGAUACUUUUGUAAAUUAUAAAUUUAAGAUCACAUUAUAUUCGAUAAAAUCAUAUUUAUAUGUUUAAGUGGAUUUCACAAAAUCAUGUAUUUCGAAUAUUUUUAUAUAUCAAUAAUAAAUUUAAGAUAAUUAUUUUUGUCGGAAAAAAAUUCCUUAAAUUUUAUUUGAUAUACUCCGUUUAUAUGUAAAUAGUGUAUAUAAUAGUGAUAUAUUAUUAUUUAAAUCUAGUGUAUUUUAAAGCUGCAAUUUCAUAUUUUUAAGUUAUAUUUUUAAAAUUUAUUAAAAUAAAGCCUUAAAAUAGAUGGUA